AUGUACGCGAAACCUAUCGAAGCAAGGAAAGAACUGGCUAAGGUUGACGCUCCAGCCGCAGUAUUGGUGGAGGGAGGCCCCACGGGCUAUAUCAAAAAUCCACUAAAGUCCAUGGAAGACGUUAAAUGUCUACACCGCCGCCUGCUUAAGUUCACGCGCGGCGAUGUGACGGACGAGGGCGAGGCGCUCGAGACGCUGCAUGCGCUGGAGAAAACGCCGGUGACGUAUUCCAUUCUUAAAGAGACCAAGAUGGGGCAUACGGUGGGCAAGCUGCGUAAACACGAGAACGAAAAGAUCGCGAGCCUAGCACGACUACUAGUCAAGUCGUGGAAGAACAUGGCGCUGUCACCUCGGGCCGCCUCGCCCGAUCGCAAGGCACCGAGUAGCGCUGAAAAGUCUCAAGGCAUGGAAAAAUCUUCAAAUAUUAGCUCGAGAUCAAAUGGCCUUAGAAGUGCACCUAAACCUGCAGCGGCAAAGACCAGCUCCGCACCAUUCAUUCCUGCAGGUCUGGAUAAAGUGCGUGCAACUGUGCGCACCAAGCUUAAAGAGAUCUUGGAGGUUUCUGAAGGUGGAGAACCAAGUGAAGUGGCUGCUGCGAUCGAAGUGGCCAUGGCCAGAACGUAUCAAAUGGGAGCUCCUGGGGAGCAGAAGAAGGAGUACAUGGCAAAGUAUCGCCAGUUGUCGUUCAAUCUGAAGAAAAACGGGGAGCUUCGUCAGGACUUGCUUGACAAUAGGGUCAGUAGUGAUCAACUGAUUAAAAUGUCGGCUGAAGAACUCGCAACGGAGGAGAAGCGAGCACAGAUUGAAAAAUUACGUGAUGAUGCGUUUCAAGAGGCUCGGUUAGACUGGGCUGAAGCCAACCACGAAAAGAUUCAGAAACAGACUGGUACUGAGGGUACAAAAGGUCUAUUCACUUGCGGACGCUGCAAGUCCUCCAAGACCAGUAACACGCAGAAACAGACACGCAGCGCAGAUGAACCCAUGACAGUGUUCGUCAUGUGUCAUAACUGCGGCAAUCGAUGGAAAUGCUAG
Messenger RNA from Plasmopara halstedii, 1032 nucleotides. Its product is annotated as transcription elongation factor s-ii. Gene Ontology annotation, cellular component: nucleus. The record is from RefSeq and is a predicted model, not a curated record. Gene Ontology annotation, molecular function: zinc ion binding; nucleic acid binding. Lineage: Eukaryota; Oomycota; Peronosporomycetes; Peronosporales; Peronosporaceae. Gene Ontology annotation, biological process: DNA-templated transcription. The transcript has 2 exons. The coding region runs from base 1 to 1032 and encodes 343 amino acids.